GACGCGAGACCUUCCGACCGAGACGGGGAGGAACCGAGACACGGAAGAGGUUGCUAGCCGCAUUCCAACGCAGCAGCAGCAGGAGGAUCAGUGUCGCAAAGGGCCAGCCAGCCUUUCGGUACUACGACUUGCCAUCGCAACUUACCACGAGCGCUGCCGCCGCCGGCGCAAUCUAGCCCAGCCGUCGCUCCGAAGCUCGCGGAGGACCGGUGCGGGUUCUACGAGCGGCAUUACACAGUCGGAAAGUAGACGAAGUACAGGCCCAAUAUGGCGACCAGAUUCCAAUUAGGGUGGUACCGAUGGGUACCAUUCCUGGGAUAUCACCAUGUGUUGAUGAUCUUGAUUGCGGUAGCGAUAAUAUUGUUGUCGCUUCUCCUUGCCGGGUGCUCGUCUUCCUCACCCCUGAUCCCCGAUAUCUUCCUCCUCUCGCUCUACUACCAGCGCUACACGGCCGUGCCCGACACAGCACAGGUUGACUACAACGUCAAUAAUGCGAUUGCCAACAUCGUGGGCGACGCGCGACUCCAAGCCCGCGUGGGCUUCUUUGGCAUUUGCGUGAGCCCCGAUGGCGGCUCGUGGCUAUGCAGUAACAACGCGACGACGCUGGCAAACGAGGUGUCGUUCGAACAGGAUCCUCUCAACCUCAUCUGGCUCGCCAGCCAGUUUAAGGACAUGAUUGUCUUUCCCUACCUACUCAUCAUCGCCAUCAUCUUCGCCUUCAUCUGCCUGCUCCUGCUCGCCACCUUCCCCGGCUGGCACGAAGAGGAGGACAGCGAGGGCUCCGAGCGCGAGGUGAAGCCGUUCCCCUCGCGGCCCGUCAGCCAGGUCGCGCUAGCCAUCAUCUUCAUCGCCUCCAUCUUCGUCCUCGUAUCCGUCCUCUGGCAACACACCGCCUCAGUCGCAGCCAGCAUCAUCGCCCAAGACUUAGCCAACGGGAGCGUCCUCUCGGGCGUGGGAUCCUCCGCUAUGGUUAUGGGCUGGUUCAGUUUCACGCUGCUCAUUAUCGUCACCAUCGGAUUGUUGGUCAUGAUAUUGAGUAUGCAGGUGCUGGAGCAUAUUAUGGAUUGAUGAUGCUUUUUUGCGAUCUCUAUUAGGGGCUCCAUAGGUGGGAGGACGGAUGAUGGAGAUUGAGUUGUUUCGAUUACGCCUACGCCAUGCGACAUGCAUGCAUGACUGGAUGAGGACGAUGGGGGGGUACGGUAUCUACGACGUGGGGUGGUUGCCAUUGAGUUGGGGCGCAACCGAUAUAUCACGACUGGGUGGAUG
Chaetomium fimeti is the source of this 1266-nucleotide messenger RNA. RefSeq names its product Ca2+ regulator and membrane fusion protein Fig1-domain-containing protein. The transcript has 4 exons. Gene Ontology annotation, biological process: conjugation with cellular fusion. Gene Ontology annotation, cellular component: membrane; mating projection tip. Bases 268 to 1068 code for a protein of 266 amino acids. The record is from RefSeq and is a predicted model, not a curated record. Lineage: Eukaryota; Fungi; Ascomycota; Sordariomycetes; Sordariales; Chaetomiaceae.